Messenger RNA from Castor canadensis (American beaver), 1234 nucleotides. It is a transcript of the gene Trex2, whose product is annotated as three prime repair exonuclease 2. Gene Ontology annotation, biological process: DNA catabolic process. Gene Ontology annotation, cellular component: cytoplasm. NCBI's taxonomy places the organism in Eukaryota, Metazoa, Chordata, Mammalia, Rodentia, Castoridae. The record is from RefSeq and is a predicted model, not a curated record. Gene Ontology annotation, molecular function: 3'-5'-DNA exonuclease activity; nucleic acid binding.
CAGGGAGUGUGUCCCAAUGGCUGUGAGCUCGAGAGGGGGCGGUGAGCAAGCCGGCCGCACAGGUCCUGUGGCCUCAUGUCUCCUGGUUGCCCAACAGGAGGCUGGGGGCGGGCCAUGGCUACUGAUUAAAGGCCGCCUGGAGCAGCCUGUGUGGAGACAGGUGCCUAGCAGCCCAGGAAGCCAGUUGCUGCCAGCCUCAGCCUUAGGCCUUGCUGUCCCUGUGAGAACAAACAUCACCAUGUCCAAGCCACCCCGGGCUGAGACCUUUGUCUUCCUGGACCUAGAAGCCACUGGGCUCCCCAGUGUGGAUCCUGAGAUUGCUGAAAUAUCCCUCUUUGCUGUCCACCGCUCUUCCCUGGAGAACCCGGAGCGUGACGACUCUGGUACCCCCAUGCUGCCCCGCGUCCUGGACAAGCUCACACUGUGCAUAUGCCCGGAGCGCCCCUUUACUGCCAAGGCCAGUGAGAUUACUGGCCUGAGCAGUGAGGGCCUGGCACGGUGCCAAAAGGCUGGUUUUGAUGGGGCUGUGGUACGGACACUGCAGGCCUUCCUGAGUCGCCAAGAGGGCCCCAUUUGCCUUGUGGCCCACAAUGGCUUUGAUUAUGACUUCCCCCUGCUGUGCACAGAGCUGCAGCGCCUUGGUGCCCACCUGCCCCGGGACACUGUCUGCCUGGACACACUACUGGCACUGCGGGGCCUGGACCGUGCGCACAGCCAUGGCACCCGGGCUCAAGGCCACAAGGGCUACAGCCUGGGCAGCCUCUUCCACCGCUACUUCCAGGCUGAGCCGAGCGCAGCCCACUCAGCUGAGGGUGAUGUGCACACCCUGCUCCUGAUCUUUCUGCAUCGCGCUGCUGAGCUGCUCGCCUGGGCAGAUAAGCAGGCCUGUAGCUGGGCCCACAUCAAGCCCAUGUAUGUGCCACCUGACGGCCUGAGCCUUGAUGCCUGAGUGCUAACCUUGUCCAGCCAGCCAGUCCCUAGGCUUGGAGCUGGAGCCGACCAGGGCCUUCCUCCGUAGCACUUUCCAGGCCUUUCCUAGCCCUGCUCUAACUGGCCACAGCCCUAGAGCCUUCUCCCAGCCCCACCUGCCAGCUGUGUGCUCUCUGGCCAGUCCAUAUGCUGCAGCAGUUUGCGGCUUUAGGGCUUCUACCCUUCCUCCUGUCUCUCAAUAAACACCAACUACUCACCAGCUGACUUCCUGACUGGUCUUCCUGCCUGUGCCCCACUUCCUGCC